CGAUUACCAUCCAGGCGAUGCCAUAAUCCGAAGAAGAACAUUAAAGAAGAAUAAGAAAAUAUUGACGUCCCAGUAUUGUCAUGUUUGUUACUCAAAUCAUAAAAACAAAUUCCGAUUGACUAUCAUUACCAUCACUGGUCUUACGUGAAAUGUCAAUAAUGGUUGAAGAGGCAAGAAAAUAUCUUCAAGACAUAAUAGCUAGAAUCAGCGGACUGUACUGUAUUUUAGUUACAGACAGAGAUGGUGUACCUCUAUUAAAGGUUGCUACAGAAAAAACGCCAGAACAUGCUACCAGACCCAAUUUCAUAUCAACAUUCGGAUUGGCCAUUGAUCAAGGAAGUAAACUGGGAUUGGGAAAGACAAGCACCAUAAUUUGCUCAUAUUCUCAGUACCAAGUCAUACAGAUGAACAAACUACCUCUCGUAAUAUCUUUCAUCACCAGCGAUUCUUGUAACACUGGACAUGUGCUAGCUUUGGAAACGCAGCUGGCUCCUAUAGUUUCUGACUUAGCUUCAGUAGUUGCAGAAUCAUAGAAUAUAGUCUGAUCAAAAAUAUAUUUAGAUGUUGAGAUUACUUGUUUUAUAUUACUAUUGAUAAAAUAUUUAAGAAAAUU
Molecule: messenger RNA, 613 nt
Organism: Leptinotarsa decemlineata (Colorado potato beetle)
Lineage: Eukaryota; Metazoa; Arthropoda; Insecta; Coleoptera; Chrysomelidae
Gene: Lamtor3
Product: Late endosomal/lysosomal adaptor, MAPK and MTOR activator 3
Biological process (GO): cellular response to amino acid stimulus; positive regulation of TOR signaling
Cellular component (GO): Ragulator complex
Source: RefSeq, a predicted model, not a curated record